CACACUCGUGUGGAUUUGUUCAAUGAAGUCUAAGUGAAAGUGAUCCGGACAAGAGUAGCUAGCUAGCUAACGUUCAAGGCGUCAAGUGUCUUAAACAUUGUUUCAAAUAUUGCCUGAAAGUUUAGCAAGCUAAUAAAUCGAGAUAUUGCCUAAUUUUGGAUCGAAUAUCGGAUGCAAAUGUACUGUAAUCUCCGGACCAGCACAAGCUGCUGAGAAGCUAGUGUCGUUAGCCAGUUACCUAAUUUAGUUAGCAUCAACUACUGAACAUUCUCCACCUAUGUUUCGGAACAUCGAUAUUCAUUGUGCAUUUUCCCGGAGGAUUACAAUUGCAGAAUUUUCGACCGUUGCUUUUAUUUGAAUUAUUUUCAUAGCGUUUUAGCAACUGUAUCAACUCUGCCUCUCCAGCUCCGACCGUGGCUGGCUGGCUAGCUAAGCUAGUUAUCCAGCCUGCCGUGCCAACCGCUGUGCACUUCCCCCACUCACCUCCUUCUCCAGCCGGGUAGCUUUAGCUAACCCGCUAAGUAAAAUGAGACCAGCAUCAACUAUUUAACUGUGUAGCCUGCUGCAAAAUGGAUUGUAAUAUGAUGUAUGAAGACACAACCAUCACAUUGUAAGGUCUCUGUCAAGGAGAUCAGCAGAGGGGAUGGACAAGCCGAAAUCAAACUGCGAAGAAAAUGUCUCUGAACCGACAGCUGAUGAAAGCGCCCCUGCAGAGCAACCAGUCCCCUCAGAGGGGGAGUCAGAGGCCCCUUCUGCUGCAGAGGACACGUCGGACACGGCUGCCGCCACUUCCAACACACAUGUGGAGAGCAGCGUGAGGGCCUGUGCUCUCUGUAACUGCGUGGAGCGCAGCUUGCACGGACAACGGGAACUCCGACAUUUUGGGCCAUCUUCCUCCCGGCCGUCCCUAGAGCCCGCAGCUUCAUCACUGCCAGGGCCUGGGAGCGAUGACCUGUCUUCCAUCGGAUUCUCCAACUCUGACGCAUCCUGUCUGGCAGCACAGUUGGAGGACACAGAGGGUUGCUGGGUGCAUCACUGGUGUGCGCUGUGGUCAGAUGGAGUGAAGCAGGCGGAGGAGGAGCUGGAGAAUGUGGACAAGGCCGUCAUCUCAGGGACACAGCGGCUGUGUGAAUAUUGCAAGCGUCUGGGUGCUACCAUCCGCUGCCAUGCUGAGGGCUGCUCACGGUUCUACCACUUCCCCUGCUCUGCUGCCAGCGGCUCCUUUCAGUCCAUGAAGCUCCUGGCUCUCCUCUGUCCAGAGCACAUAGACAAGGCUGAGGAGAUGGCGGGUGAGGAGGCACGCUGCGCCGUCUGUGACUCUGCCGGGGAGCUGCUGGACCUACUGUUCUGUACGGGCUGUGGACAGCACUACCACGCCGCCUGUCUGGAGAUCAGCGCCACACCCAUACAGAGAUCAGGGUGGCAGUGCCCAGAGUGUAAAGUGUGCCAGACAUGCAGGCAACCAGGGGAAGACUCCGUGAUGUUAGUAUGUGAUGCCUGCGAUAAGGGCUACCACACCUUCUGUCUCCAGCCAGCCAUGGUCUCUCUUCCCUCCGACACAUGGAAGUGCAGAAGGUGUCGGGUGUGUACGGACUGUGGUGCUAAUGGUCUGACGCAGCCCGGCUCGGCCCAGUGGUUUGACAACUAUGCCGUGUGUGAGGGCUGCCAACGUACCCGCAGUUCUACGUGUGGCGUCUGCGGCAAAGCCUCGGAACCACCCGUCACGCUGCCGCGUUGUAUCACCUGCAACAGGUGGGUGCACAGUGAGUGCUCCUCUACGUCGGAGCCACCUGAGGAAAAGUGCAUCUGUUCGCUCUGCCGAGACCGAGAGCCUGCGCCAGCCCCUGUCACACAGACUGACGGACAGACGGACACAAUGGAGAUGCAGCCCACAGAGACGGGGUCAGAGGUGACGAUAGAAGGACGGACGGACACAGUUGCCGAGAUGACGAUCCAGACGGACGCAGCAGCUGAAGUUCCGGUGGAAAGGCAGACGGACGUGUCUGAGGAGGUGACGAUAGAACAGGCGGAGACCAAGACGGACGAGGAGGUGCCCAUGGAGCUGGAGACGGAGGCUAAAGUGGUAGAAACGAAUGAGAGCACCAUGGAGGCGGGGCCUCAGCUGGAAACGGAGGAAGUCCCUGCAGAACAGCCCAUGGUCCAGGCUGAGGUUAUAGAAGAAUGUCAAACAACCGAACAACAGGAGGCUCCUAGUUUACCUGUGGCUGUUGCGGAAGAGAGAACAGAGGAUGCUUCCAACCAGAUGCCACAUCCCCAGGUCAGCUAUGUCCCUAUCCUUGAGUCUCCGGAGUCACCAGAACAGCAACCGCCACAGUCACCAGAACCAGCACCAGUAGUGCAGGUCGGCCCUGAUCACAGAAAGGAGAAGGAGAGGAAGGAGGUCAAGCCCUCAACAGCGCAGCAGGCCACACAGGAGGAGAAGAUAAGGGGUGAGGGCAUGUCUACCACCAAGCCAUCCAUUCGGGACUCGCCAGAGUCACCGACCCCUCCCAUUUCCAUGCAAGAGGCGGAGCAUGUUUCCAUGGACACAGAUGAGGCCGGGCUAAAGGAGGAACGCUCAGGGUCUCCCAUUCCUCCUGCUCCACAGGCCGACACACAGGAGGCUGCUCCUUCUACUGUGGACAUGGAGGACAGGGGGACUCACUCUGAGGAGGAGGAGGAGUUUGUAGAAGAAGAGGAGGAGCAGCAGGGGAAGGAGGCAGACGGAGAGGGUCAUCAUAGUCAUCACAGAAGGGUCAAGAUCAAGCAGGAGCCCCAGGACCCCACGGAGGAGCAGGAGGAGACGAAGCCUGAUCAACUCCUCCUAGAUGAGAUGUCCAACCAGAGCCACCAGAGUCCCGGGGACGAGAGCAGCUCUGGCUUCCUUGGCUCCCCGGCCGAGAACGAGGCUGAGGCGGAGCCUGACGCACAGCUGUCCAUGGAGCUUAGCCUGAUGCCCACCGGCCGCUCGCGUUCCGACUCCCUGCUCACUGAGACGGACGACUCGCUGCCCUUUGACCCCCUCAAACCAGACGGGGAGAAGAAGAGGAGAGGCUCUCCGGGGCGCUCCCGGGUCAAACAGGGGCGGGGCAGCAGCAGUUUCCCGGGGAAGCGGCGCCCUCGCGGUGGUGGCGGUGGCAGGGGCCGUGGCGGAAGGAACCGCCUCAAAGCCAUGGCCUCCUGCAUCGACGCCUUCCUGCUGAGCAUGACAGCAGCAGACACUGGACUGAGUAAGGAGGAGGAGGAGGGGGAGGAAGAUGAGGCUAUGCAGAACACGGUGGUGCUCUUCUCCAACACCGAUAAAUUUGUCCUGCUUCAGGACAUGUGUGUGGUGUGUGGCAGUUUUGGGAAGGGUGUGGAGGGGCAGCUGCUGGCAUGUGCUCAGUGUGCACAGUGUUACCAUCCGUACUGUGUGAACAGCAAAAUGACUAAGAUGAUGCUGCGUAAGGGCUGGCGUUGUCUGGAAUGUAUCGUGUGUGAGGUGUGCGGCAAGGCCUCGGACCCGGCCCGCCUGCUGCUGUGUGACGACUGUGACGUCAGCUACCACACCUACUGCCUGGACCCGCCCCUACACACUGUACCCAAGGGGGGAUGGAAAUGCAAAUGGUGUGUGAGCUGUAUGCAGUGUGGUGCCAGCAGCCCGGGGUUCCACUGUGAGUGGCAGAACAACUACACCCACUGUGGCCCCUGUGCCAGCCUGGUCACCUGCCCUGUCUGCAGGGAGAACUUCAUGGAGGAGGAGCUGCUGCUGCAGUGCCAACACUGUGACAGGUGGGUGCACGCAGUUUGUGAGAGUCUGUACACUGAGGACGAGGUGGAGCAAGCUUCUGAUGAGGGCUUUGCCUGCACCUCCUGCACUCCCUACGUCCCCAAACCCAUAGUAACAGUGGAUACGACCUACAUGUCAGCCAUGAAGAUAAAAGAACCAGAGCGUCAGUUCUACCGGUUGGAGGGAGUGUGGCUGACCGAGACGGGCAUGUCCCUGCUGCGUAGCAUUUCUAUGUCUCCCCUACACAAGAGACGUCAGCGGCGUUCCCGCCUGGAUAUGCUGUGUGGCGAUGGAGGGCACGACGGCAUUGAGCUACGAGACGGCGAAGGAGACGGGGACGAGGGAAAAGGCUGUGGGGAGCCCAUGGAAUGUGAGACCGGAGCCCCUGGUGUAAAACAGGAGCCUCCAGGGAGCCCAGACAGAGAGCUGGGAGCAGAAGGAGGUGGUGAGGGGAUGGAGGAGGGCCUCCUCAAAGGAGGAGUAGAGGAGACUGACGAGGGGAAGAAGAGGAAGAGGAAACCCUACAGACCAGGGAUCGGUGGCUUCAUGGUGCGCCAGAGGAAGUGUCACACGCGGAUGAAGAAAGGUCUGUUCCCCCAUCUGUCUCAUCUGGCUGGAGACGGGACAAUUACUACAGAUGGACGGACGGGAGAGAAACUAGCCCUAGAGGAAGGGCCCCACCCAGACACACCUAUAGAUGGCGCCCCGGAGACUAAGCCAGCUGAGGGAGAGGGGGAGCAGGCCAAGAAACGACGAGGCAGGAAGAAGAGCAAACUGGAGGACAUGUUCCCAGCUUACCUGCAGGAGGCGUUCUUUGGUAAACAACUGAUGGACCUGAGUAAGAAGGCUCUCCUGGUUCCCCCAGGACCGAGGCAUCAUGGUGCCGUGGGUCUCCUCCGACCUCCACUGCCCCAUGCACCUGGGGACAGACCCACCGCACCUGACGCAACGGAGGCCAGGGAGCGAGCGAUGGGGUCUGGGAUGCACCUGAAGCAGGAGGGGGGUGAAGGAUCCCAGGCUCAGGGCGAGGGAGCAGGGUCGUCUUCGUCCGUUAAAGAACCGAGUUCGACGGACCCUCAAGGCUCCGACACGGAGAAGAAUGAAGGUCUUCCUCAGGGCAUGGAGAGUCAGGACUCUGAGCAGUUCUUCAGGAAGGUCCUGGGAACGUCAGAGGGGGCCUCUUUAGGAGGGUCGCUACAGAGCAGCAUGAUGCCCAUCCUGGAGGGAGUCAAGGGGGAGAUGAACCGCAGUGGUCUGCCACAGAGGAGCCUCCUCACUGGGUCACUGCCCUCAGCUGGUGUGAUGGAGUCCUUCCCUGGACUCUCUCAGUCUCCGUUCUUCGACAUGCGGGACCGGGCAGGUCUGUUCAGUCCAGACGGGGGAGAGGAGAGCCCAUGGGCAACCCCCUCCACCCCUGCUACACCCUCCACUCCCCCUACCCCCGGUGAGGCAGAUGGAGACGGGCUGUCCUAUAACCAGCGCAGCCUCCAGCGCUGGGAGAAGGACGAGGAGUUAAGAGAGAUGUCCACCAUCUCCCCUGUACUCUACGCAAACACAAACUUCCCCACUCUCAGACGGGACUACCCAGACUGGUCCAGUCGCUGUAAACAGAUCAUGAAGAUCUGGAGGAAGGUUUCAGCUGCAGACAAGGUUCCUUUUCUGCAAAAGGCCAAAGACAACAGAGCAGCUCAGCGGAUCAACAAGGCACAGAAGCAGGCAGAGAGCCAGGUGUGUCGGCCCAUCAAGACAGAGGAUGAUGGUAGUGUUCGGGUCAAAGGGGAACGUCCAAGCCUGCACCUCCAGAUCCCGCCACCCUCAGGUUCUGUCUCCAACCCCUCCCAGCCCAGCUCGGCAGAGAGCCCCUUCCCCUUCCACCCCGACUCGGGUUCCUCUUCAGUUUUCUUCCCCGACGGUCCUCUCAAGACCCCAAGCUCGGCAUCGGCAGAUAUGAGGACAGAUCCCUUUGCCAAGCAGCCUCCCCAGUCCCCUCACCCCUCUCACCACUCCCACCCCUCCACCCCAUACUCCUCCCACCAGGCCGCCUCCAGCCCCAUGCAGGGCCAGGCCUCUUCCUCAGGUUACCUCCAUCCUGUCCCGCAGGGCCCUCUUCAGGGACGGCCGGCCAGCCUCGGCCCCUUCGACAUGCACCCAGGGACCCCCCGGCGGGCCCAGCAGGUGGACCCAUUUUUCAGGCCACAACAACAGAUCCAGUGUCACCUGCCCCAGUCACAGCAGGGCUCUCAGGAGCACCUAGCCCCAGAAAGCCCUCGGUCCAGGGGUGGAGGGCCUGGGGACUCCCCUCUCUUCUCCCCGCCCCACACCACCCACUAUGGAGACCCGUUUCGAGGCCAGCAGCAAGGGAUGGGGCGUCCAGAAUACGGUUCCUCCCCCUCCCAUGUGUCCUCACCUGCCGGGAUGGGACAGUACAGGGCUGAUUUGAGUGGGGGACCCUCUCCCCGAUCCUCCUCUACGGGACGCCAGGACCUGAGUAACACGGGCUCCCCUGCAGGGAUGCUGGACUCUGGGGAUGGCUUGUUCAAGGCUCCCAUGACGCCUCGGAUGCACCAAGGGGACAGCGGGGUGGUACUCCACCCUGGAGCCUCACCCAACCACCACUCUGAGGGCUACCGCCAGUCCCCCUCUACCCCGUUUCAGGACCCCUAUGCCCAGCCUCCUCUCACCCCCAGACCCCAGUCUGGGGAUAGCUGCUCCCCCCUCCCCCAGAGGCAUCCCCAGGCCCAACAGGAGUCCUGCCCCAGGGUCCCCUCCAGCCCCCAGUCCCAAGGUAGCUCUCAGUCUCCCCUCACUCCUGGAGCCCUCUCCAACGAUGCAUUCUCUGUCCAGUCCCCGGCAUCCAACUCGCGCUUCCAGUCACCUGACCCCUACUCCCAGCCGCCCUCGCGCCCCCAGUCCAGGGACCCCUUUUCUGCUUUGCACAAGCCCCCCCGGCCCACCUCUGCUGUUCCAGAGGGCACCCCAAGCUACAGAGGCUCACCUCACCCCAACCAGUCUCCUUCACUCCCCCCGUCCUCCACCCCUGUCGGGGACCCUCUCUCUGGGAAGCCCUCUGGGCCGCCUGGGUUCAGCCGGGGCCCCAACAUGGCCUAUCAGAUGGCCCAGCAGCAACAACUCCUCCAACAGCAGCAGCAGCUUCAGCAGCAGCAGCAGCAGCAGCAGCAGCAGCAGCAGCAACAACAACAACAACAACAACAACAACAGCAGCAGCAGCAGCAGCAACAACAACAACAACAACAACAACAGCAGCUCCAGCAGCAGCAACAGCCCCAGACUCAGGUCAUGGGUUCCAACUUCCACUCCAGGAUGCCCCCCCAGCAGGACCCCACAGCCCCCCAACCUCCGGAUGCACCUCAAACCCAGGGGACUAUGUCAGGCGCCCAGGAGAUGCCUGACAUGUCAAUGGUUCAGGAUCCUUCACUACUGGACCUCAGCCCCUCUGAGCUGGAGAAGCAGAGACAGCGACAGAAACUGAGGGAGUUGUUGAUCCGACAGCAGAUGCAGCGAAACUCAAUCCGGCAAGAGAAAGAGGCUGCAGCAGCCAGCAGUGCUGCCCCCUGUUGGCCUGGAGGUGACAUGGCAGCCUAUCAGCAAGACAAAGCCCGCCGUGCUCCACCACCCUACCCACAGGACCGUGCUGCUGCUGGAGCCCAGGCAACAUUGUCGGGGAAGAUGGAUGGUGGCCGCCUGCCACCCCCAGGAACCCCUGCCAUGAUGGACCCCAACCAGCUCAGACAACCAGGGCCCCCCAACCCCCAGGGCAUGUAUGGUCGCCCUCCUUUCCCUGGCCAGUGGCAGCAGAGCCCGGGUCCCCGUCGGUUCCCCCAGCCUGGCAUAGAGGGUGUGGGCCCCAGGCACAACCUCAACUCCCCCCUCAACAUGCAGCCUGGCAUGGACCCCGGAGGACCCCCACCACAGUUCAUUGAGCUGAGGCACAACUCUCAGAGGCUGCCCCUGGGGACCCAGUUUCUCCAACGUGGGCCCCAGCAACGGCCACGUCUAUAUAUCCCCCAGCAGCAGGAAAUGGCCCCCGGACAGUUUAUUCAUCAUCCAAUGCCUCAGGGUAUGGACUCUCAGACAGAGGGGAGAGACUCACGGCUGGGGCUACAGCAGGGUGGUAUGAGUCUAUUACUGCCACAGCAGAGCACUGGCCCCUCACAGCAGCAACCCCAUCUCCAGCCCCACACAGGCACUUCCCAGACCGCUAACGCUCCCAGUUCUCACUCUGGGCAGCAGCACCAGCCUUCCCAGGACUCCACAGAGUCCCAGGCUGGAGCUUCAGGGGACCCUAAUGUUGAUCUCCCCGAGCCCGACCUGGAGGAUCCGUUUGCCCCCAAAAGGCUAGGGAAUGCCCCCGGGGAUGGAGGAAUGGAAGAUGAGGAUGACCUGGCUCUAGAUCUAGACCCUGAUAAGGGUGACGACGACCUGGGUAACCUUGACAACCUGGAAACCACAGAUCCGCACCUAGACGACUUACUCAACAGUGACGAGUUUGACCUGCUGGCUUAUACGGACCCUGAGCUGGACCAAGGGGACCCCAAGGAUGUGUUCUCGGACCAGCUGCGGUUGGUGGAAGCAGAGGGUGAAACACCAGGUACCUCUGGAGCUCAGGACAUCAAAGUGGAACACAAACCAAAAGUGGAGAAAAACCCCAUCUCAAACACGGGGUGCUCCACGUUGUCCACAACACCCCAUCCCUCCUCCUCGGAGUCUGCCGACACCUCCAGGAUCAAGCUGGAGCCAGGCCAAGCGGUGGUGAAGGAUGAGAUGGGAGAAGCAGUCUCCAUGCUCCUUCAAACAAACAAAUCCUCCACUCAGUCAGAGAACCAGGGUGCCUCUCUGAGCUCUGUGCGGUUAGGGGGGCUCCCAUACCCUCUUCCUGGUCAGGCUGACUCCUUAUCCUCUCUGGGGGAGGACCCUUUAGGGCUGCCCGAUGGAGGGGGACAGCACUCCCCAGCCGUGGAUCUAGACAAAGUCGAGAGCUCUCUGGAAGCCAGCGAGCUUCCCUUGCUGAUCCAGGACCUGCUGGAGCACGAGAAGAAGGAGCUCCAGAAACAGCAGCAACAGCAGCAGCUCAGCUCCCUCCACCAGGGGGCAAUGAGGGCUCACAUGGGAGGCCACCCCAACCACCAGGGCGGUCCUGGACAUAUCAUGCUGACCCAGCACCACCGCCCCCAACCCCAGAGUAUGAUGGGACAGCCAGGUAUGGUGCCACGCCCUCCACACCUCCUGCAGCAGCAAAGGAUCAUGGGACAACCUGGGAUGACGCCACAGCACAUGGCUGCCAUGGCUCAGCAACAAGGCAUGAUGAGGAUGGGGCAUCCUGGGGGAAUUCACCCAGGACUCAACCCACAGCAGCAGCAACAACAGCAGAUUAAACAGUCAACUCUGGCUGAUAACUUCUUCCCUGAUAAAGAUCUAGACAAGUUUGUGACUGACGACGUCAUGGAUCCCAUCGCCAAGGCAAAGAUGGUGGCACUGAAGGGCAUCAAGAGAGUGUUGGCACAGGACCCAAUGGGGGUACCCUCUGGAAUCAACAGACAACAGGUCUCUCUGUUGGCCCAGAGACUAGCGUCGGCACCGGGAACAGGAGAUCCACAGGGUCAACUCGCAUCUGGCCCAUCUAAGGAAGGGGAAUGCAGUGACCCAACACAAUCGAGACCCAACCCUCCCCAGUUUGUACAAGGGAUCAUCAAUGAUGCAGAGCAGCAUCAGUAUGAAGAGUGGCUCCUGCACACCCAGCAGCUGCUGCAGAUGCAGCUCAAGUUCCUGGAGGAGCAGAUCGGAGCUCACCGCAAGUCCCGCAAGGCUCUGUGUGCCAAGCAGCGCACUGCCAAAAAGGCAGGCCGUGAUUUCGCCGAGGCUGACGCAGAGAAACUCAAAUUGGUCACAGAGGAGCAGGGCAAGAUCCAGAAACAACUGGACCAGGUGCGAAAGCAGCAGAAGGAACACACCAACCUGAUUGCAGAGUACAGGAGCAAGCAGCAGCAGCACCAGCAGGGCUCUAGUCUCCUGGCCCCAGGGCCCUCCACCCAGGGGACCCACUUGCUCUCCAAGAUGCCUGGGCAGAUGAUGAUGGGUCAGCAAGGAGGUAUACCCGUCAGAAUUCCCCCACAGGGGCAGUCUUUCCUAGGAGGAGGCCAGCACCCUGGAGCUCUGGGAGUCAGAUCCCCUGGUCCUCCUGGUGGUCCUCCUGCAGGAUUCUUCCCCCAGGGUCCAGGAGGAGUCCAAGGGGCAGACCAAAGACUUCUCCAGGAGAGACAACACAGGAUGCAGAUGAUCCAGAAACUACAACAGCAGCAGCAGCAACAACAGGCGAUGAUGCAAGGCCAGCAGCCCAUGCCACAUCCAGGUGUCCAACCAGGUAUGUUGCCACAGCCAAGCGUCAUGGGUAACUCUCUGAUUAGUCAACAACAACCAAACCUCCAACAGGGAAUUAUGCCCAACCAGGCCAUGGUGCCCCAGGGUAUGGUACCAGGGCAGGCUGUGGCCCAGCCAGCUCAGACCCUGAUGGGAGGGCAACCUAUGAACCAGCCUCCAGGCAUGAUGGUUGCUCAGCCAGGCAUGAUGGGGGCCCAGCCAGGCAUACAGCAGCAACAGAGGCCUCAGGUCCUAAUGGGCCAGCAGGGAGUAGUGGGACCCCCUCAGCACCAUGGACUCAGAGGACCUGGCCAGGCCCAGCUCACACCUCAACAACAACAAAUCCUGGCCCAGCGCAUGUUGGCGCAACAGAAGCUACAGCAGCAGCAAGUGGCACAACAACAGCUCAGGCAACCACCACCACAGGGCUUCAUCAGCCAACCCAACCAGUCUCACGACUCCCAGGGAGGACUCUCUCAACCUGCUACCCCAGGUCAGAUGGGAUCUUCUCCCGCUUCAGCAGGGGGGAGCACACGGGUCACCCCGCAACCAACUGAGGGGCUGCAGCAGGGGGAGAGUGGAAUCCUUAGUCCUAGCUCCAGGACAUCUCCACAGCAGGGUGGACCUGGACCUUUAACCCCUGGCCAGAUGACCCAACCAGGGGCUUCUGGAGAGCAACAGGCGGUAGUGGGACAACAACAACAGCAGCAAUACAUGGCCCAGCAGCAGCAACAGGCACCACAACAACCUCCUCAAAAUGCUCAAGCUGGACAUCAACAGCAAGCAGGUUACCAACAGGCUGGCAUGCACCCCCAAGUACAACAGCAGCAAUCACAGCAGCAACAGCAGCUUCAACAGCAACUCUCUCUACAGCGACAGAGUUCCCUCAAUGCUGAUCCCUCAAAGUCUGGUUUGGUUACCGUCAAGCAGGAAGGACAGCAGAUGUGUUACAUGGCACAACAACAGCAGCAGCAACAACAACAACAACAACAACAACAACAGAAUCUUAUUCAGCAAGCCCAAGACCCCAUUAGACAACAACAUGACAAUAUGGGCCAGAUGCAAAAUGUGAUGGGUCAACAGAACCACCCUGGUCAGCCUCAGCCCGUCCCUGGUAUGCCAGGCCACCCUAGUCCCCAGCAACAGGCCCUCAUGGCCCAGCAGCAGAAGCAGCAGGCCAUGAUGGGCAUGCUUAGAGCCCAGCAGCAGGGCAUGAUGCCUGGCCAGAGGCCUGGGUGUCCACCCGGUCAGAUACGCACCCCAGUCAACAUCCAGACUAUCAUAGCCCAGAACCCCCAGCUCCGACACCUCACCCCCAACCAGCAGAUACAGCACAUCCAGGCCAUGAUCCAACAGCGCCAGCUCCAACAGCAGCAGCAGCAACAACAGGGCCAGAUGCUGAGGCUCCAGGUGGGUCAAGGACAGCCAGGCCAGAUGAGGCCCCAGGGGCCACUAGGACCGGGGCAGCAGGUGGGACAGGUCCAGAGGAUGCCUGGCGGUCUGGAAGCCCAGCAGCAGCAGAUGCACUAUGGAGGAGCUCUUGGGAAACCAGGGGGAGUGGGCUCCCCGCUACAACCAGGAAUGAUGGGCCCCGGCCAACCACCGGGUGUGGUGACUCCUCAGAUGCAGCAGCAAGGGAUCACAGGACCUGUAGUCCAACAGCAGCAGCCAGGAGCCUCGCCUCAGUACGCACUGAGUGUCCAACAGCAGCAGAUGAUGAUACAGCAACAACAGGCCCAGCAACACCAGAUGAUGAGAGGCCAGGUACCCAUGGCUCGCUCCCCCAUGGGGCAGAUACGUGGUGGGCCCCCCCAGGGCCGCCUCAUAAGGCCCAUGUCUCCUCGCCAACCGUUGGCCAACUCCCCUGGUGACCCACAGCGCCACUCCAUGGCACAGGCGAUGGGAAUGCGUCAACCCAACCAAGUCAUGCAACACCAGCAACAACCACAGAUCCACAUGGCUCAACAACGCUUCCAGGGAUCUCCCUCCCACGCAGGCUCCCCUGGAGGAUCCUCAGUGCAGAAACAGGAAGCAGGCAUGAGCCCAGCUACCCCAGGAACGCCGCACUCCACCCACGUUGCCUCUCCGUCUGUAACUGACGGGGCAGCUGGGAAAGGUAGUCCUUACAGUCAGAUCAAGGCGUCUCCUCUCAGGUCACCUGGAGCAUCCAAGAGUCCCCUGGACUACCCUGGGCUUAAGGCGGGAAGUGGCGACCCAACCCAUAGCCAAGUCCCUCCGAACGGGCCUUCGCCUCAGAAGGGUGAGAGUGGACAGCAGGGCCAGCAACAUCCACAACAGGGCUCAGAGAGCCAGGGUGGUCCUCAAUCUCCACCAGGCUCUAGAGAGGGUGCUCUGUGUAAAAUGACCCUACAGAACAUCAAACAGGAGCCCAGAGAGGUGACUUGUGAUGGAGAAGGUGGUGGUGGUCCUCACUCCGGGGCCAUCAAGAGGGAGGUGACUGGGGAGCCGGUUGGAGGGUUUGGUAUCACUGGUCCUGGACCAGGAGGGGACCCCGGAGCCCAAGUCCCCAGGACUGAGACAGGACAACAGUUGCUGCAGAAGCUCCUGAGGACCAAGAACCUGCAGCUGGCAGCUCAGAGGCCAUCUGACGGCAUCCACAACGAGAUCAAUGGACACAUCAACAGCAAGCUGGCCAUGCUGGAGCAGAAACUACAGGGGACUCCACGCAACAUGGAGGAUCUGCAGUCCAUCACAAAGAGGGCUCCUGUUGCCAAGGUAAAGCGCACCAACAAGCCUGGAGAACGAGCGCCCCAGUCCCGUAAGAAGAAGAAAGAGGAGGUUGGGAAGAGCACUGAAGCCCUGAUGAAACAACUGAAACAGGGCCUUUCUCUCCUUCCCCUGAUGGAGCCCUCCAUCACUGCCAGUCUGGACCUGUUCGCCCCCUUCGGCAGCAGCCCAGCCGACGGCAAGGCCCAGCUCAAGGGCUCCUUUGGAAAUGCAGUACUGGACAACAUCCCAGACUACUACUCUCAGCUUCUCACCAAGAGUAACCUCAGUAAUCCACCAACACCCCCGUCCUCCCUGCCCCCCACACCACCCCCCUCGGUACAGCACAAGAUGCUCAAUGGGACGACUGCUGUGGAGGAGCUGACUGAGGUACAGAAGGAGACCGAGACCACAGAGGACACUAUGGAUUCUGUCACUGAGGAGGUGAAGAGUAUGGAUAUCCUUGCAGCACUCCCCACCCCUCCUCACAACCAGAACGAGGACAUCCGGAUGGAGAGUGACGAGGACAGCGACGCUCCAGACAGUAUCGUCCCAGCGUCCUCUCCUGAGAGUGACCUAGGCGACGAGGAGCCACGCUUCCCUCGCCUCCGAGAACCCAAAGAGGAGGAGAUGGAGAGAACCAUAUCCCCUAUCAUACCACUCAUCCCCCGCACUGCCAUCCCAGUGUUCCCAGAGAACAAGCCGUUUGAAGCAGCGGCCGACAAGUUGGCGUCUACAACCAACCCCUGGGACAAAGCCAAGAGCAACGAGGUGGCUGUGACCUUCACACUGACCUCCGCUGCAGCCAAGAAUCUGAACCAUGUAAUGGUGGCUGUGGCUCAGCUCCUCCACAUGCGGAUGCCUGGUUCCUAUGAGGUGGCUUUCUCUCCCAGCCCGAGCAGAGCAGGAGACUCAGGACCAGGGAAAAGCCCCGAACAACCAGGUGCUCUGUGUGUGAAGGCUGGUGGUAUAGAUGGUAGUUCAGCCAGCCAAGAUGCAGAGUGGCUCAGACAGUUUGAUGUUUCUCUGCCAGGCUGCACUCUGAAGAAACAGGUGGACAUCCUCUCACUCAUCAAACAGGAGUUCCCCGAACAGGAGGACAAACCGGUUCAGCACUGUUACACCACCAACGUGUCUGACCUGGAUGUCCGCCAUCUCCCCGUCAUCCCUGUCCAGGAUUCCCCGCCCUCCUCUCCCUCUCCUCCUCCUGCUCCUCCUAGUGAACCUGAGCCUCCCACACAGCCAGCCUCCCCCUCCCAGCCAGCCUCCCCCUCUCAGCUAGCCUUUCCCUCUCAGCUAGCCUUUCCCUCUCAGCUAGCCUUUCCCUCUCAGCUAGCCUUUCCCUCUCAGCUAGUCUUUCCCUUUCAAGUUCCCCCCAGCCCUGCUCAGACCACCGUUCAGGUCAAAACGGAGCCUGCCACUGUUCAGAUCAAAACGGAGACUGAGGCUGAGGAGGCCAUCCUUCCCCCUCCUGUCUUUGUCCCCAACUCUGACCCUGGUGCUGACACUAAGGCUCCUGUUCUUGACUCUGCUGAUGCUGAGGCUCCUGCUGCUCAGGCGGACUAUGAUGCCACGACGGCUGACCAGCCAGCCCCCCAUCCCCAGGACACCCCCACCUCCCCCAAGGUGAAGCACCGCAGCAGGCCCCUCUCCCCCGACCCUGAGGAGAUGGUGGUCCGGCCCAAGGUGAAGAAGUGGAAGGGCCUCCGCUGGAAGCGUCUCCAGAUCGUCAUCACCAUCCGUAAAGGAGGCUCCAAGAAGGAGAGCAGCCGCGGGGUCUCCGAGCUCAUGGAGCGUCUCCGCAUCACCCUGAGACCUGACAAGCUGCCCCGGGACAAACGCAAGUGCUGCUUCUGCCACGAGGAGGGCGACGGCGCCACGGACGGCCCCGCCAGGCUCCUCAACAUCGACGUGGACCUGUGGGUUCAUCUCAACUGCGCCCUGUGGAGCACGGAGGUGUACGAGACGCAGGGAGGCGCGCUGAUGAACGUCGAAAUGGCGUUGAGGCGCGGGCUCCGCACCCGCUGUGCCUGCUGCCAGAAGACGGGCGCCACCAACAGCUGCAACCGCCUACGCUGCCCCAACGUCUACCACUUCGCCUGCGGCAUCCAGGCCCGCUGCAUGUUCUUCAGGGACAAGACCAUGCUGUGCACCCAACACAAACUGAAAGGGCCCAGCGAGGAGGAGCUGACGGGCUUCUCCGUGUUCCGCCGGGUCUACAUCGAGAGAGACGAGGUCAAGCAGAUCGCCAGCAUCUUACAACGCGGCGACCGCAUCCACCUGUUCCGCGUAGGCGGCCUCAUCUUCCACGCCGUGGGCCAGCUGCUACCGUCUCAGAUGCAAGCCUUCCACUCCCCGACCGCCAUCUUCCCCGUGGGCUACGAGGCUACCAGGAUCUACUGGAGCACGCGGGUGCCUAACCGCCGGUGUCGGUAUCGUUGUCGUAUCAGCGAGACGGAGGGAAGGCCGCUGUUCGAGGUACGGGUGCUGGAGCAUGGACAGGAGGACCUGCACUACCGGGACACCAGCCCAGAAGGUAUCUGGGACAGAGUGGUUAAGUCUGUAGCUAAGCUGAGAGAAGAGUCUGCCAUGCUGAAGCUUUUCACUGACCAUGUGAAGGGAGAGGACAUGUACGGCCUCACGGUCCACGCCGUUCUGCGCAUCACUGAGUCGUUGCCUGGAGUGGAGAGCUGCCAGGACUAUGUGUUCCGAUACGGUCGCCACCCUCUGAUGGAGCUGCCGCUCAUGAUCAACCCCACCGGCUGCGCCCGCUCCGAGCCCAAGAUCCUCACACACUGCAAGAGGCCUCACACCCUGAACAGUACGUCCAUGUCCAAGGCCUACCAGAGCACCUUCACCGGUGAGAUCAACACCCCCUACAGCAAGCAGUUUGUCCACUCCAAGUCCUCCCAGUACCGGCGCCUGAAGACCGAGUGGAAGAACAACGUCUACCUGGCCCGGUCCCAGAUCCAGGGCCUGGGGCUAUACGCUGCCAAGGACCUGGACAAACACACCAUGGUCAUCGAGUAUAUAGGAACCAUCAUCCGCAACGAGGUGGCCAACCGCCGCGAGAAGAUCUACGAGGAACAGAACCGUGGGAUCUACAUGUUCCGCACCAACAACGAGCAUGUGAUCGAUGCCACUCUGACUGGCGGCCCAGCUCGCUAUGUCAACCACUCCUGUGCUCCCAACUGUGUUGCCGAGGUGGUGACGUUUGACAAAGAGGACAAGAUCAUCAUUAUCUCCAGUCGCCGGAUCCCCAAGGGAGAAGAGCUGACGUACGACUAUCAGUUUGACUUUGAGGACGAUCAGCACAAGAUCCCUUGCCACUGCGGAGCCUGGAAUUGCCGAAAGUGGAUGAACUAAACGAACAGGGAAAAACAGAGGAGAGAGUCCCUUCUUUCUCCUGGGUGCCAGAACAGAACACUCCUGCUGCGCCAAAGCCUAUAGUCUUUAGAACUACUUACCCAGUUCAUAAGCUGACGAACGAGGAGGGAAAUCUAACCUCCAAAUCAAUAAGACGAAGACGUUUGCAUUCACACCUGUAGCCAAAGGUUUGAAGAGCAUUACUGAUUCUAAACACAAACAAACCCACCUCUAUUGACAUCCAGCCGAAUGGUGGGACAAUCUCUUUGUGGAUGAACUGUGUCCUCUGCCAAAAGCAACUCUUUCCUCUACCUACCUACCGCUCCCCCCUUCAACAACUAUGGCUGGAAUACAAUCCUCUAAACCUACCAAAUGUUCUGAUUCUAUGUGAUAUCAAUACUCUCUUAGGACAGAUCUCACCUAGAGCUUUGAAGAAGCCAUUUUAAGUACUAAGAACAAACGAAUGCAUUUUUUUUUUAGGGUCUUACCUAUCCUAUUCUUCUCCCCCCGCACUCCCCCUCUUCCUAACCUAACCCUUAAGGAAAAGACACUCUCCCGUUGUCAUUGGUGGAGAUUGACUCCCCAACGUGGAUAUUAUUGGCUAGCUAGACAAUCCUGAAGACAGUGGCUCUGAGUCUGUAUAGAAGAACUAUGUAUCGCUGAUGGAGACGGGAGUAGAAAGAUGUCUGAUACAAUAAAAGUUGUCCUCUAGAGGCACCAGACAUAAAGGUUUUAUUGGCCUGACUGACUAAAGGAGUUUAUAAAAGGUGGGUUAGUUGGACCCCCAGUCUACCUCAUUGAUCUAGUGGGAGUGACUGCUUACUUUGUGUAAAAACUGCUACUGUGGAAAAGGGGGAAGAAAGGGGUCGGUGGGAAUGUUUUCAUUAGGCUAAUAAUAUAGCCUUCUCGGACAAGCAGGGAAACUUAACUAGCAGCCGGUUUGCUCUAUUCUAUGCUGAUUUUACAAUAAUGAGCCAACAAUAUUACUCUUCAUUAAUUAUCUAUACAGACGGAAUAAUUUAUAUGAUUUUUUUUUUUUAAAGAUAUCCCAUUAAGAUCAAUCACAAGCUUAACAGGUAUCACGAGAUGACUCCUGAUCAUCCUGGAUUUCAUGUUGCCCGUCUCUGCAUAUUUAUAACACAUUUAGAUAUCAUGCUUUUUAGUUGACUGAAUGCGCAGUAACAUCUAACCUUGCGUUCUGGGGGACUGAGCGAGGGAUUGGUGCGUCAACGCGUAAAGCGAAGCAGGAUCACUGCGCUAAUUUAGUAGAUCGUCUUGCCAAAGACCACUAAGUUCAACUAAUGAGUGCGAGAAGUGUAACGUACGCUUGCUGCUUUAUUCCUUCUGGUCACACGUUAAGCAGAAAGCUUGCGGGUAAUAAUGCAAGACUACUAUCCCGUUUGUGUUCCACCUUUUAGUCCUUGAAAUCCCAUCUACAUUUUUUAUAUUUUCUUUUCUCGAAUGACGUCAACCAUGAAUCUAGCAUCUUCCUCUCUAUAUCAUGUAGUGGACUGUUGUAAACUUUUUUACUGUAGUGAGUCUUUCUCUGCCUGGCCCUGCCUGUCUAACCACACCACAGCUAGGUGUGUUUCUAAAGAUCCCUGUGUUGUGGUUUUCUAGUGGUAGUACAGUCUUUUCUAUACUGGAGUCUUUAAUCAAGGGCAGGGGAAGACUUGUCAAAAAAAAAAAAAGGGCAUUUUUCUUUUUUAAAUGAAAUGAAUAACAAAGUAGAUCUUCAAAGGGGAGAGUUCUGAAGUCUCCUCUACCCUGACCUAAAACCUCACGUAAGAAAAAUGCAAAAGUGUACAAACUGUAUAUAUAUUCUAUAGGGGGGCAACAAACUCUUUAUCCAACCCCUUUUUAAUCAAUAAAAAUCUAAAAUUGUAGAGAAAUAAAAUUGAUGAAAGAAAUCAACCACUGGAUAUCAUUUUAUCAAAGAUUAUGCUGUGUGUGUGUAUAUAUAUAUAAAUAUAUGUAAAAUGGAGUGUUUUUGCAUUUACCUGUUUUUCUAUUAGCAUUUUUUGCUAUAAGCUUUCAAAGACAGUUUGUUAAAAUAGGUAUGUGAAGAUGUCAGGUCUUGACUUGGAUGAGAAGCCAAGAGUGAAAGUAUGUUGUAGAUGCAUAAUGGAAAGUUGUCAAGAUUAUUACAACAAUGAGAAAUCACUUGAAGGGUGCAUAGCAUUUGUGUAUUUAUGUCAAAUUGUUCAUGUAUUUGUUCAUUUACUUUUAAUUUAUGCUACUAGUCAAUUUUACCAAAACCUCUCUUGAUUGGUCACAAUAUGAUCAUUAGUAUACGGAAAAUCUUUAACUUCUCCCUGGCUAGGAUAUUAGUUAAAUAUGAUUGGUGUUUCAUCUUCCCUAUAGAAGUGAAUGUGUUGGUAUACCUUGUGAAAACAGGCUACUCGGUCUGAUGUAUGUUAUGACUAAAUAUUCAAAGUUAACCCAGUACUUACCUGAGAAUAAAUUGCACACAAUAGUACUUCUCUAAAAGUGGUAGAUAUUGGGAAAGUAUGAGUCAGUGCUAUUUUUUUCUUGUCCUGUUUAUUUGAAGGGAAGACCAUUAGACAUUUCGCCGCUCACUGGAUUUUAGCCUAAGUAACUUCUUCCUACCUUCUAUCAUGUUUGAAUAUCUAAUUUAAGUUUUCUGCAUAUCUUAAAUUAAAUAAAGAGCUUGCUAAAAGUUGAACUUUUUUUACCUAACUUUUUAAAAAUGUUUUACAUCUGUACAGCUGAGCUACUUUAAGGGAAUAUGAAUAAUUUUUAUUGUAUGUGGCAUGUUUUGUAUGGAUAUAAUUUUGAAUUGUACAUAGAACGACAGAGGUUUUCUAUACAGCCCCCCCCUUCCCCCAUCCAUUUGUCUCUGCUUUUAUUUCUUUUAAAGAAAAAAUAAAAUGCAUUUUUAAAUAUAA
Oncorhynchus nerka (sockeye salmon) is the source of this 19146-nucleotide messenger RNA. It is a transcript of the gene kmt2d, whose product is annotated as lysine (K)-specific methyltransferase 2D. Lineage: Eukaryota; Metazoa; Chordata; Actinopteri; Salmoniformes; Salmonidae. Gene Ontology annotation, molecular function: histone binding; histone H3K4 methyltransferase activity; transcription coactivator activity. Gene Ontology annotation, cellular component: MLL3/4 complex; nucleus. Gene Ontology annotation, biological process: positive regulation of transcription by RNA polymerase II. The record is from RefSeq and is a predicted model, not a curated record.